This is a messenger RNA of Pestalotiopsis fici W106-1, 1107 nucleotides long. RefSeq lists its product as uncharacterized. NCBI's taxonomy places the organism in Eukaryota, Fungi, Ascomycota, Sordariomycetes, Amphisphaeriales, Sporocadaceae. Bases 1 to 1107 code for a protein of 368 amino acids. The transcript is spliced from 6 exons. The record is from RefSeq and is a predicted model, not a curated record.
AUGUCUGGUACUUCGACAGUGCAAGUGAUUAAUCCAUCACUACCGCACGACGAUUAUGGACCGCAGGUUAAUGCCUGCAUUUGGGCCCUCAGCGGCAUGGCUGGUGCAUGGCUAGUGCUUCGAAUAUACUGCAAAUUUAUUCGACACAGAAGAUUAUGGUGGGACGACUAUAUUCUUGUCGCAUCAUGGCUCAUGUUGUUGGGUGGUAAUAUAUCCAUUACCCUCGCCAUCCAAGACGGCUUCGGCAAACACUCUUGGGACAUACCCUUCAAGAACUACCCUUCGAUGCUCUUUGUGUCGGCGUUUGCGGGCACCUUUAUGAUCAUUGGGGCCGCAUGGAGCAAGACGGCCUUUGCCGUGACCCUCUUGCGCAUCUCCACGGGCUGGCAAAAGAGCUUCAUAUGGUUCAUCAUUGUAUCGGUCAAUGCCGUGCUCGGGGCCAGCGCCGUCAUGACGUGGGCUCGGUGUUGGCCCGUCGAAAAGCUGUGGAUGAUGAGCGUGGCUGGCGAAUGCUGGUCUUACAAGUUCAAUGUCCGCUACAACAUUUUCACUGCUGGAUACUCUGGUCUCAUGGACAUUACCUUGGCUAUAAUCCCGUGGCACAUUCUCUGGGGUCUUAGCAUAGACCGGAAAGAAAAGUUUAGCGCCCUUGGGGCAAUGAGUAUGGGCAUCUUUGCUGGCAUUACUUCAUUCGUCAAGAUUUACGCUAUCCAAGAUAGUGGCAAUGCAGAUAUUGCCGAUACCGUGCAACUCGUAGUCCUCGCUACGGCAGAAAUCGCCGUAACCAUCAUCGCAGCCUCGAUCCCGAUCCUGCGCGCGCUAGCCCGCGACAAAGUGCCACGCGCCGGUCCAUUCUUGGCGCUUGAUGAAACGGAGCAUUGGACGCGGCAACAAAUCACCACCAACGGGACCACCACUACGGCGCAAAAUAGUCCACCACCUCUCCCAAACACGCCCAGGAUCGAGGAUAUUGAACUGCGGCCUAUUUCGAGAAAAAAGUCCUUUUCCGACAAGCUCAAGGUGGGACAUCUCUCCCGCAUCCAAGAGUUUGACGAGGCGGCAGUUGUCCAGCGGAGUCCGAGGCGGAGUGGUUGGACUCCAGUCUGA